CUGACCAGGGUAGAGACCAGCGAACAAACCACCAAGCUCAGCAUAGAAACCAUGAUCUGACAGAAGAGCUGAAAAACCUUCAAACUGACCACCAAAACAGAGGAGCCAACCAAUGAGUGACCAACGAAUAGACCACCUCAACCCCUGACCUCUGUCUCUACUGGAAUACUUACCUAACCCUAACGCAGAGAGAGACCGGGACACAGAGAGAGAGAGGACGCUUUGGACACCUGAAACAAGAGGAUGUACAGACAGUUUGUUCUGUCAAUCCUGCUUGCAGGCGUCCUGUGCCUGGUGGGCGGCGACACCCGCAAGACCCGCCUCCAAGGCUCCAUCCCCAACCCUUUCAAAGGGAACGGCAACACCUCUGACAAACGCACCCGUAAACAGGAAAUACUUGCCUCCAGCCAGGAAGCGCUGGUCGUCACAGAGAGGAAGUACCUGAAGAGUGACUGGUGCAAGACCCAGCCGCUGCGUCAGACGGUGAGCGAGGAGGGCUGCCUCAGUCGUACCGUCAUCAACAGGUUCUGCUACGGACAGUGUAACUCCUUCUAUAUCCCACGACACGUUAAGACGGAGCAGGAGUCCUUCCGGUCCUGUGCUUUCUGCCGGCCGCAGCGUUUCACCACGCUGACCGUAGAGCUGGACUGUCCCGACCUCCAGCCGCCCUUCAGGCACCGCAAGAUCCAGAGAGUCAAACAGUGUCGCUGUAUAUCGGUCUCCGUCGGUGACUCUGGGAAGCGGUGAUACUCGUCUCCCUCCUGCUUCUCUCUCUCUCUUUUUUUUUAUCAUCUUGGACCACCCCUAGAUACUGUCCAGAUAUUCCACUCACCUCACAGGAGACAGUUUGUACAAGACUCGAGUACAUGGAGGGUGAGGACAUGCAUUUUU
This is a messenger RNA of Oncorhynchus masou masou (cherry salmon), 891 nucleotides long. RefSeq names its product gremlin-2-like. The transcript is spliced from 2 exons. Gene Ontology annotation, biological process: animal organ morphogenesis. Lineage: Eukaryota; Metazoa; Chordata; Actinopteri; Salmoniformes; Salmonidae. Gene Ontology annotation, molecular function: BMP binding; receptor ligand activity. Bases 244 to 747 code for a protein of 167 amino acids. The record is from RefSeq and is a predicted model, not a curated record.